AUGCAAGGCCAGUCUGCCUAUGGAGGAGAAGCACGGCAGGUGCUCUUCCUGCCUGAGGCCACAGCAUACCAAGGAGAGCACACUGAGAAAAUAACCACCGAACCCGUACUGAACCGGCCUGGUACCAACCAGGUCCUGAACCAGUGCUUACCUCCCGAUGGGGCAAUUUUUUUGACUCGGCCCGCCUAUGAAGACAAUUGUCCCUUCCUGGAGACUGACAGGGCUACGCUCUGCCCAACUGUGUUCUGCCCAGUUUGGGCCCUGGCGUAUUGUGUUGACCAGAUAUUUUCUGUCUGCUAUGGGGCAAAGUCCCAUGGCUCCAAAUUUGCAGUAGCCCUUUCCAGAGACUUUACCACCACUCCCUUGGAGGACGAAAUUGACAGAGGAGGGUGCGGAGAUCCUGGAAUACCAGCCUAUGGUAAACGUACUGGCGCCAGUUUUUUACAUCGAGACACGUUGACAUUUGAGUGUCAGUCAGCUUUUGAAUUGGUUGGAGAAAGGACAAUCUCUUGCCAGCAAAAUAACCAGUGGUCAGGAAACAAACCCAGCUGUGUCUUCUCCUGUUUUUUCAAUUUCACGGCUCCAUCAGGAAUUAUCCUGUCUCCCAACUACCCAGAGGAGUAUGGAAACAACAUGAACUGUGUGUGGCUGAUUAUUGCUGAACCAGGCAAUCGAAUCCAUCUCAUCUUCAGCGAUUUCGAAGUGGAGCCCCAGUUUGACUACUUAACAGUGAAGGAUGAUGGGAUGUCUGAAGCAACAACAUUCGGAACAUUCUCUGGCAAAGAUGUCCCUUCUCAAAUUGCCAGCAAUGGACACAUAGUGCGACUAGAGUUUCAGUCUGAUCACUCCAACACAGGAAGAGGAUUUAACAUAACGUACACAACAUUUGGGCAGAAUGAAUGCCAUGACCCUGGAAUACCCAUCAAUGGGCAACGAUUUGGUGACCGGUUCCUGCUGGACAGUUCAGUUUCUUUUCGUUGUGACGAGGGCUUCAUAAAAACCCAAGGAUCUGAGACAAUUACGUGCGUGAUGCAGGACGGAAGUGUGGUCUGGCAUUCAGCAGUGCCCAGGUGUGAAGCCCCCUGUGGUGGUCACUUAACUGCACCAAAUGGAGUGAUCCUGUCUCCAGGCUGGCCAGGAUUUUAUAAGGACUCGUUGAACUGUGAAUGGGUGAUUGAAUCAAGACAAGAUCAUGCCAUCAAAAUAUCAUUUGACAGGUUUCAGACUGAAGUUAAUUAUGAUACAUUAGAAAUACGAGAUGGACCUGCUAACUCAUCACCAUUAAUUGGAGAAUACCAUGGUACCCAGGCUCCCCACUUCCUUAUCAGCACCAGCAAUUACAUGUACCUUCUGUUCACCACUGACAACAGUCGGUCCAGUGUGGGCUUCCAGAUUCGUUACGAGAGUGUCAUGUUGGAGAUGGAUUCCUGUCUAGAUCCUGGUAUCCCUGUAAAUGGAAAACGACAUGGGAACAACUUUGCAAUUGGUUCCAGAGUGUCAUUUAGUUGUGAUCAAGGAUACACGCUUAGUGAUGAAGAGCCAAUUGUUUGUGAAAGGAACCAUCAGUGGAACCACGCAUUGCCCAGUUGUGACGCUUUAUGUGGAGGAUAUAUGUAUGGUAAAAGUGGAACAGUGCUAUCUCCCGGGUUUCCUGAUUAUUACCCAAACUCGCUAAACUGCACCUGGACCAUAGAAGUAUCUCAUGGAAAAGGAGUACAGAUGCUUUUUCACACAUUCCAUCUUGAAGAUUCUCAUGACUAUUUACUUAUCACAGAGGAUGGAAUCUUUACUGAGCCUGUUGCACGGCUUACUGGAUCUGUCUUACCGCCAUCCAUCAAAGCAGGCCUCUUUGGAAAUUUUAGUGCACAACUGCGGUUUAUUUCAGACUUCUCUAUGUCCUAUGAAGGCUUUAACAUAACAUUUUCAGAAUAUGAUCUGGAGCCCUGUGACGAUCCAGGAGUCCCAGCUUUCAGUAGGAGAAUUGGAUUUCAGUUUGGAGUCGGAGAUUCUUUGAUUUUUUCUUGUCUCCCUGGAUACAGACUGGAAGGCAAUAACAGGAUCACUUGUUUAGGAGGGGGCCGGCAUGUUUGGGGUGCACCUCUGCCAAGGUGUGUGGCUGAAUGUGGAGCAUCUUCCCUUGGGAAUGAAGGAAUACUAUUAUCUCCCAAUUACCCAUCCAACUAUGAAAAUAAUCAUGAGUGCAUCUACAAAAUAGAGACUGAAAAAGGGAAAGGAAUAAGCCUCAGUGCCACACACUUUGAGUUGCAAGAGGGGGACAUUCUUAAGGUUUAUGAUGGCAAAGAUAGUUCAUCUCGACUACUUGGCCUUUUCACAAAGAAUGAGAUGCAUGGUGUGAUCAUGAACAGCACCUCCAACCACGUCUGGUUAGAAUUUAACACGAAUGGAACCGGCACUGAGAAAGGAUUCCAGCUAACAUACAGCAGCUUCGACCUUGUAAAAUGUGAGGAACCAGGAAUCCCUACCUAUGGUUACAAGAUUCAAGAUGAUGGACACUUUGCAAAUACGUUUGUGUUGUACAGCUGUAACCCUGGGUACACAAUGCAUGGCAGCAGUACCUUGACCUGUCUAAGUGGAGAUCGACGAGUGUGGGACAAACCCAUACCUGCUUGUAUAGCUGAAUGUGGAGGCCACAUUACAGGAGCUACUUCAGGACGAAUAUUGUCACCUGGUUACCCUGCACCAUAUGACAAUAACCUGCAAUGUACCUGGUCCAUUGAGGCAGAUCCUGGUAAAACCAUAAGCCUUCAUUUUAUAGUCUUUGACACUGAAGUUGGCCACGAUAUCCUUAAAGUGUGGGAUGGUCCAAUAACAAGUGAUGUCCUACUAAAAGAGUGGAGUGGCUCAUCAUUACCUGAAGACACCCACAGCACGUUCAGUUCAUUAACUCUGCAGUUUGACACUGACUACUUCAUCAGCAAGUCUGGGUUCUCCAUUCAGUUCUCAACUACAACAGCUACAACAUGCAAUGACCCAGGAACUCCACAGAAUGGAACUAGGUAUGGGGACAGCCGAGAGCCUGGAGAUACUGUUACUUUUCAGUGUGAUCCAGGCUACCAAAUACAAGGAGUGGCAAAAAUCACCUGUGUGCAACUCCACAGCAGAUUCUUUUGGCAACCUGAUCCUCCAACUUGUAUCGCUACCUGUGGAGGAAAUGUGACAGGCCCAGUAGGCGUGAUUUUAUCACCUAACUACCCACAGCCUUAUCCUCCAGGAAAGGAAUGCGAUUGGAGAAUAAAAGUGAAUCCAGACUUUGUAAUAGCCUUGAUAUUCAAAAGUUUCAACAUGGAACCCAGUUAUGAUUUCUUACACAUUUAUGAAGGGGAAGAUUCCAACAGCCCUCUAAUUGGCAGUUUCCAAGGUUCUCAGGCCCCUGAUAGGAUAGAAAGCAGUGGGAAUAGCCUUUUUCUGGCUUUCCGGAGUGAUGCUUCUUUGGGGAUGUCUGGAUUUGCAAUUGAAUACAAAGAGAAACCACGGGAAGCUUGCUUUGACCCUGGAAAUGUAAUGAAUGGUUCCCGCAUAGGAACUGAUUUUAAACUGGGUUCUACUGUGACUUACCACUGUGAUUCCGGCUACAAGACUGUCAGCCCAGCUACCAUUACAUGCAUUAUCGGAGAUGAUGGGAAACCAGUGUGGGACAGAGGACUCCCGUCUUGUAAUGCUCCCUGUGGAGGCCAGUAUGCUGGGUCAGGAGGAGUCGUUUUAUCUCCUAGUUAUCCACAUAAUUACACAGCUGGUCAGACGUGUAUAUACUCAAUUACUGUGUCCAAAGAAUUUGUGGUAUUUGGACAGUUUGCAUAUUUCCAAACAGCAGUGAAUGAUGUUGUAGACCUAUUUGAUGGGGCAAACCAGAACUCCAGACUUCUUAGCUCCCUUGCAGGAUCGCAUACAGGCGAGACUUUACCUUUAGCCACAUCCAAUCAGAUCCUUCUCAAGUUCAGUGCCAAAAGUGGUGCUUCUGCUAGAGGUUUCCAUUUUGUCUACCAAGCUGUUCCCCGCACAAGUGACACCCAGUGCAGCUCUGUGCCAGAGCCCAGGUACAGCAGGCGAAUCGGUUCAGAGUUCUCAGCAGGGUCCAUUGUUCGCUUUGAAUGCAAUCCAGGAUACCUCCUGCAAGGCUCUAAAGCUAUUAAGUGCCAUGCUGUUCCAAAUGCACUAGCACAAUGGAAUGACACAAUACCUACUUGUGUAGUUCCCUGCAGUGGAAAUAUGACUGAAAGAAGAGGCACGAUUCUGUCCCCAGGGUAUCCUGACCCCUAUGGUAACAGUUUGAAUUGUGUGUGGAGAAUCACUGUAGCUGAGGGAGCAGGUAUACAGAUCCAGGUUAUGAGCUUUGCCACAGAGCACAACUGGGAUUCCCUUGAAAUAUAUGAUGGUGGUGAUUUGACUGCACCAAAACUGGGUAGCUUUUCAGGUACCACUGCACCCGCUCUUCUGAACAGUACUUCUAAUCAACUGUAUCUGCAUUUCCACUCUGAUAUCAGUGUAGCUGCAGCAGGCUUUUAUCUGGAAUACAAAACUGUAGGGCUUACAACUUGCCCUGAUCCAUUAGUCCCCAGCAAUGGUAUAAAGGUUGGAGACAGGUACUUGGUCAAUGAUGUGAUAUCAUUCAGUUGUGAACCAGGAUAUGUGUUACAGGGACACUCCCACAUAUCUUGUAUGCCAGGGACUAUUCGUCGCUGGAAUUACCCACCUCCCCUCUGCAUUGCUAGGUGUGGAGGAAUACUGUUUGAAAUGAGUGGUGUCAUCCUAAGUCCUGGAUUUCCAGGAAACUACCCUAGUAAUCUUGACUGUACAUGGAAGAUCUUACUUCCUGUUGGAUAUGGUACGCAUUUACAAUUCCUGAACUUCUCUUCAGAAGCCAACCAUGAUUUUUUGGAUAUACACAAAGGACCACAUCAUAGUAGUUCCUUCAUUGGCCAGUUUAGUGGUUCAGAAAUCCCACCAUCCCUACUUAGCACAACACAUGAAACAGUGAUUCAUUUCUACAGUGAUCAUUCAGAAAACAGGCAAGGAUUUAAAUUGAAAUACCAAGCAUACGAAUUGCAAAAUUGUCCAAAUCCUCACCCAUUUCCCAAUGGAUACAUCAUCAACAGUGAUUUUAAUGUGGGACAGUCAAUAUCCUUUGAGUGCUAUCCAGGAUAUGCUCUUAUUGGACAUUCAGUUCUCACCUGUCAGCAUGGAAUCAACCGGAACUGGAAUUAUCCUUUUCCUAGAUGUGAAGCUCCUUGUGGUUAUAACGUAUCAGCUCAGAAUGGCACAAUUUAUUCACCUGGAUUUCCAAAUGAGUAUCCACAUUCCAAGGAUUGUAUUUGGCAAAUUGCUGUAUCUCAUGGUCAUGGGAUAUACAUCAACUUCACUUUGCUCCAAACUGAACCUGUCAAUGACUACAUUGCUGUAUGGGAUGGUCCUAGUGAGAAUUAUGCACAGCUUGGAGUGUUUAGUGGGAAUACAGCCCUUCAAUCAGCUUACAGCUCCUUCAAUCAGGUUCUUAUCAAGCUUCACAGUGACUUCUCAACGGGUGGAUUUUUUGUCCUCAAUUUUCAUGCCUAUCGUCUGAUAAAGUGCCAGCCACCUCCAGUUGUCCUCCAGUCGGAAAUAUUAAAAGAAGAUGAAGAUUUUGAAAUAGGAGAUGUUGUGCAGUACAAGUGCUUUCCGGGCUUUACUCUGGUGGGCAGUGAUCAGCUCAUCUGUAAGCUCAACACAUACCUACAGUUUGAAGGUACACUGCCUUCCUGUGAAGCUCAGUGUCCUGCAAACGAAGUCCGUACUGAAUCCUCUGGUGUGAUCCUUAGUCCAGGGUAUCCAGGCCCAUAUCCAAACUCCCAGACCUGCUCUUGGAUGGUUAAAGUGGAGUUUGGCUAUAACAUCUCAAUUUAUGUGGAAAUGUUUCAGAGUGAAAAACAGUUUGACGAACUGGAAAUAUUUGAUGGGCCUACAGGCCAAAGCCCUUUAUUGGUGGCUCUAAGUGGAAACCACACUGGACAGCUCAAUUUUACAAGCAAAACCAAUGUGCUGUAUCUCCGGUGGUCAACCGAUCAUGCAACAAACAAAAAAGGAUUCAAAAUACGAUACUCAGCUGCAUAUUGUAGCUUAAUCACUCCUAGGAAUGGUGGAGUAUUUAACAAGACAGGUGGUCAGCUUGGUAGCAAAGUGCUCUAUUCCUGUAACCCCGGAUAUAGGAUGAUUGGUCACAGUAAUGCAACUUGCAGACGCUACCAAAAUGGAUUAUAUGAUUGGGAUUCAGCUGCCCCAUUCUGUCAAGCUGUGUCUUGUGGUAUUCCAGAACCACCAGGGAAUGGAACAUUCUACAGCAAUCAGUACACUUUUGGCAGCAAAAUUCAGUACCAGUGUAAUGAAGGUUACAGAUUGGAAAUAAAUAGUGUAGCCACAACAGUAUGUCAAGAAGAUGGUACAUGGAGUAACAAAGGAAUACCCCCACUGUGUAUACCUAUGCGUUGUCCUAAUAUUGAAGCCAUGCUUUCGGAGCAUGUAGUCUGGCAUGUGAUUUCUGGUUCAUCGAACGAAUACGGAGCUCAGGUCUUGCUAAGCUGCAGCCCUGGUUAUUACUUGGAAGGUCGUAGAACCAUACAGUGCCUAGCUAAUGGGACAUGGAGAGGAAGUGAAGAACAGCCAACUUGUAAAAUGAUUUCAUGUGGCGAGCUGCCUUCUCCACCAAAUGGCAACAGAAUCGGUACCUUAACCACAUAUGGAGCCACAGCAAUCUUUACAUGUAACACCGGCUACACACUUACAGGAGCUCAUGUACGCGAGUGUCAGGCCAACGGAUUGUGGAGUGGAACAGACACUAGAUGUCUAGCUGGCCACUGUGGUUCUCCUGAGCCAAUCAUUAAUGGACAUAUCAGUGGAGAUGGAUUCAGUUACCGUGACACAGUGGUCUACCAGUGCUACCUUGGCUUUAGACUUGUUGGUACUUCGGUAAGGAUUUGCCAACAGGACCACAAGUGGUCAGGGCAAGCAGCAGUUUGUGUUCCUAUAACAUGUGGUCACCCUGGCAACCCUACUCAUGGCAGAACCAAUGGAAAUGAGUUAAAUCUGAAUGACAUGGUUAACUUUACCUGCAAUACAGGGUAUAUUUUACAAGGUGCAUCAAGAGCACAAUGUCGGGCAAGUGGUCAGUGGAGCAACCCACUACCAACAUGUAGAGUGGUAAACUGUUCAGAUCCAGGGUUUGUGGCAAAUGCCAUUCGUCAUGGACAACAGAAUUACCCUGAAAGUUUCAGCUAUAGAAUCAGUGUAAUGUAUCACUGUAAACGAGGAUUCUACCUGCUCGGAUCAUCUGUACUGACCUGUCAAGCAAAUGGCUUCUGGGAUAGAUCUCUUCCUAAAUGCCUUCCUAUCUUGUGUGGUAAUCCUGGUAAACCACCUAAUGCCAUUUUGACUGGAAGCAAGUUCACCUAUGGGGCUGUGGCUUACUAUUCUUGCAGUGGAAGUAGAACUCUCAUUGGAAAUGCUACACGCUUUUGUCAGGAGGAUGGCCACUGGAGUGGAUCUCUUCCUGAAUGUUCAGGUGAAAGUCCUGGUUUCUGUGGUGACCCUGGUGUUCCAGCUCAUGGUUCAAGGCUUGGCGAUGAAUUCAGGACAAAACACCUCCUGAGAUUUUCCUGUGAAGCUGGGUACAUUUUAAGAGAAUCAGCAGAGCGAACAUGUCUUCCAAAUGGUUCCUGGAGUGGCACUCAACCAGUUUGUGAAGCUGUAUCUUGUGGAAAUCCUGGCACCCCAGCCCAUGGAGCGAUAGUGUUUAGUGACGGAAUAACGUUCUCCAGUUCAGUGACUUAUGAAUGCUGGGAAGGGUAUAAGACGUCGGGUCUCACUACUCGCCAUUGUACUGCCAAUGGCACUUGGACUGGCAAUCCACCAGACUGCACAGUGAUCGUCUGUGGGGAUCCAGGUGCAUUAGCCAACGGCAUUCAAAUAGGAAAUGAAUUUACCUUUAACAAGACUGUCCAUUAUCAGUGUCAGCCAGGCUACAAAAUGGAACCACCUGUCUCCUCCACUUUACUUUGCACCAAAGAUGGGUCUUGGAACCAGACUAAACCUGUCUGUAAAGCUAUCAUGUGUGGAGAGCCUCCCCUAGUGCGUCAUGGGAAAAUGGAAGGAUCAGACUAUCAGUGGGGAUCCAGUGUUAGUUACAGCUGUUUUGAGGGAUACCAGCUCUCUGUACCUGCCAUAAUUACCUGUGAAGGAAAUGGCAUAUGGAGAGGGGAGGUUCCACAAUGUCUGCCUGUUUUAUGUGGUGACCCUGGGACGCCAGCUGAAGGUCAUCUUGAUGGCCAGUCCUUCACAUAUAGGUCUGAGGUGUCGUUUCACUGCAGAUCUCCAAAUAUCCUUGUAGGCUCAUCUAGAAGAGUGUGCCAAUCAGAUGGAACCUGGAGUGGAAUCCAACCUACGUGCAUUGAUCCAUCCUAUACCAUGUGCACUGACCCAGGCACUCCACAUUAUGGCUUACAAAACAGAUCUCAAGGUUAUGAGGUUGGAAGCAGUGUGUUCUUUAAAUGCAGAAAAAGCUACCACAUACUGGGGUCCACGACACGCAUCUGUCUUGCAAAUUUAACCUGGAGUGGUGUGCAACCCGAGUGCAUAUCUCAUGCCUGCAGACAACCAGAGACUCCUACUCAUGUUGAUGUGAAAGCUAUAGAUCUGCCUACUUUAGGCUAUACUCUAAUAUACACAUGUCAACCUGGCUUUUUCCUGGCUGGGGGGUCAGAACACCGGAUGUGCAAAGCAGAUGGUAAAUGGUCAGGGAAGCCACCUGUAUGCAAAGUUGGGCCUAAAAUUAAACCAAAUGUAACUGUUCCAGUUUUGUACAAGGUACAUGUUCCUGCAGAUGUGUUUUCCGUAAACUCUGUCUGGAAAGGUUUCUAUGAAUAUCUUGAAAAAAGACACCAAGUGAUUAUUACUGUUAGCUGGUUCAAUACUUCAACCAGUAGAGUGAAUGCAACAUUACUGGAGCACAGCGGUGUGUCGCUCAAACUUUCAGGGAUAUACAAGGAAGAAGAAAACCAUUUACUUCUAAAGGUCUCUCAGAUCAGAGAGCCUAUAGAAAUAUUUGUCAGUAAAUUUAAAAAUGAAAGCUGGGCUUUGGAUGGAUAUGUUUCAGCAGAAUCUGAAAGCGGUGGGUUUAUUUAUCAAGGCUCUAUUCAUGGUUUCCAAGGCUUUGGAAAGUUCAGAUUGCUGAGACAAGCCCCAGUAACAGACACAACUUCAAAUCCACACUAUGGCACCAACAGCAGUUCGGUAGCAGCUGCCAUUCUAGUGCCAUUCUUCACACUUAUUCUAUCAGGGUUUGCGUUUUACCUCUAUAAACACAGGGUGUUUUCAGCAGACAGAGAUGAGAAUGUGAGACGCAAAGAAGUAAUGGGAACAGGCUGCAGAACAAGACCAGCAGUACAGUACAAUGGCUAUGCCGGCCAUGAGAACACAAAUGGACAAGCUUCAUUUGAAAAUCCAAUGUAUGACACAAAUUUGAAACCAACUGAGGCAAAAGCUGUGAGAUUCGAUACAACUCUGAACACAGUCUGCACAGUAGUAUAGCCUUUGUUGUCAGUUUUGACUAAUUCAUAGCCAUACCUCUUGGUUAAGCAGCAACUUCUUUGGUGUCAUAUGCCAUUCUCCUUUGUGACUCUGCUUUGCUACUGUGCUCUUUGUAACACCUUAUGUCAGGAAAAACAAUAUAACAAGAAAUUGAUUCUCCAAGAGUCAUUUUCUGUCAUGCAAAGAACGAGUUGAAGAACAUGAAAGCAAAACUAGACAUUUGUUACGGAACAAGAAGCACUUGAGGAUGUUUUGCCAGUUUCUCAUACCGUAUGCCUCAGGCUUUCAUGUUGCUAUCCGGAAGGAAGCAUUUCAAAGCAAUCUUUUGGGAAGAGUUUUGAAGUUUUAUGAAAAGUCUCUUAAUUGUUCAGAAAAGGUACUUUCUUAAGAGAAGACGAGCAGUGAUGAUAAAGAAGUCAUCUUUAUACUUGGUUGCUAAUACCUUUCCAAAAUUGUUUCCAAUAACACUUAAAAACAUGUUUUGUUUUUUUUACAACCUCCUGUCUCACAAAAGAAAUGUGCUGUCCACUAACUGGAAAUUAAGGGGCUGUUGUGUUGCAACCUUAACUGCACAAUUUUUGCACUAGUGUGUUGUGAAUGAUUAAGCAAAUGGAAAAACAAAUACAUGGUUUCUAUACACUGACCAUUGUAUAUAGGCAUCUAACUCCACAUUCAUUCGGAGCAUGUUGUCAUAUUUUGCAGUAAAAAGCUUAUUUUAUUUUCCAUAUUUAAGGGCAAGGGAAAAAGAUAAUAUCUUAAAUAAUUGUUCACGAUCUAUAUUUUAUAUUUAAGUACUGUUUUUGGUUAACUCUAAUUGAACUACUGAAGGAACAACAUUACAUAUCCCCAUUGUUUUUAUUUUAUAUUUAAACCCAGAAGGAUAUAUACUGAAAGCAUAAAUUAUUUGUGAAGAAAAACUAUUGUGAAUGAUGAUGACUGUUGUGAAUGAUGAAGUUUCCAGGAAAGAAUGUUGCACAGUAUGUAUUGGAAAAUCAUAGCAGAUACCAAUGGUACUAAGGCUGCCACCUUUAAACAUGCAAAGGUCUCUGUUUAGUUUAUUACUGAUAAUCAUUCACAAUCCAUAUACUCUAGACAAACACUGAGCAGUUAAACAAAUUGCUUUGGCUGUUUUUCUGUUUUAACAUUCAAGUCCGUUAUCUAGUAUAAUGUCCCGAACGAAGUCCUGUUUUGCCAAAGGCAUCGAGUCUCUGUACAUUGUUUUCCCAUAUACUUGCAGUGCAAGUCUCUGUUAUGGAACGACAGCGUUAGCCCCUUUACGCUGCAGGCAAAAGAACAUUAGGAAUUCAUGUUUGCCUAAAGUCCCUGCCAAACAUGAAUUUCACUUUCCCAGAAGAGGAAAUGAAAUGUAAAUAUGGAGUGCCGGUGAUGCAGCCCUCAUUAUUUUAAAAGGAAUAUUUUCCUCUCUACAAUACUUGGAAUGAGUUGAUAGAGGAAAAGGUAAGUAAUAUUUAUUCAUAAAACUCAAGCAGUUUAAUUACCAAAAUAGUGUGGAGGUAUUGAUUUAAAAAAGGAUGCAGUCCAUGUGUACAUUGCAUAGUAUAGAAAUAAGCCAUGUGCUAUGAGCACUGUAUAGAGUGGCUGUUCUAACAGAAACAUAUUAUUUGUAAAUAACUGUUUAUUACUUGAAAAGUAUAUGCUACUUUCUCAGAAAUGUGAAAUAUUAUUCAUGACAUUUAUGAUUGUUAGAUAAUGUUUUAUUUUUAUAAUUUUAUUUUUUUGCUUGAGGUGGACCCCCAAUCCUUGCUGUUCAAUUUACAUCAGUAACUGGUAUCUGAGUGGAUGAGACAAAUUUAAAGAAACAAAUUAAGGAGGCUAAAAGAAUUGAAUCUAUUCAGUCUUGAACAAAGAAGACUACACUG
Polyodon spathula (Mississippi paddlefish) is the source of this 11453-nucleotide messenger RNA. Its product is annotated as CUB and sushi domain-containing protein 1-like. Bases 1 to 9573 code for a protein of 3190 amino acids. The record is from RefSeq and is a predicted model, not a curated record. NCBI's taxonomy places the organism in Eukaryota, Metazoa, Chordata, Actinopteri, Acipenseriformes, Polyodontidae. The transcript has 65 exons.